Peromyscus leucopus (white-footed mouse) is the source of this 2347-nucleotide messenger RNA. It is a transcript of the gene Tnfaip8l3, whose product is annotated as TNF alpha induced protein 8 like 3. The transcript has 2 exons. Gene Ontology annotation, cellular component: cytoplasm. Gene Ontology annotation, biological process: regulation of apoptotic process. The coding region runs from base 208 to 849 and encodes 213 amino acids. The record is from RefSeq and is a predicted model, not a curated record. Lineage: Eukaryota; Metazoa; Chordata; Mammalia; Rodentia; Cricetidae.
CUCGCGUGCAAGCACGGGCGGGCGGCGGGCGGGCCACAGGAGCAGGCUUGGCCUCUGCGGAGCCGCCCCCUGGCCCUAGUGUCUGGCCACACACUGCCCACUCGGCACCGUCCCGGCUCCAGACUCUUUGCAGCCCAUACCGAGUGUGCUGCGCGGCCACCGGAGCCGGGACGCCGGCCCCAGCGCCCCGCAGGCGGGCGGUGGUGGAUGCGCGGGCGGGCGGAAGCCCACAGUAUGGAUUCAGACUCUGGAGAGCAGAGCGAGGGCGAGCCUGUGACUGCUGCAGGUCCUAAUGUGUUUAGCUCCAAGAGUCUUGCCCUUCAAGCCCAGAAGAAGAUCCUGAGCAAAAUAGCCAGCAAGACUGUAGCCAACAUGCUGAUUGAUGACACCAGCAGUGAAAUCUUUGAUGAGCUGUACAAAGUCACCGAAGAGCACACCCAUAACAAGAAGGAGGCCCACAAGAUCAUGAAAGACGCGAUCAAGGUGGCCAUCAAAAUCGGUAUCCUCUACCGGAACAAGCAGUUCAGUCAAGAGGAGGUUGUGACUGUGGAGAAACUCCGGAAGAAGCUGAACCAGACUGCCAUGACCAUGGUCAGUUUCUAUGAAGUAGACUACACCUUCGACACAAACGUGCUUUCUAAGCUGCUUCAUGAGUGCCAGGACCUGGUCCAUGAGCUGGUGCAGCGACAUCUGACACCCAGAAGCCAUGGCCGCAUCAACCAUGUCUUCAACCACUUCGCUGAUGUGGAGUUCCUUUCUACUCUCUAUGGUCCUCAUGGAAACUGCAGGCCCAAUCUCAAGAGGAUUUGUGAAGGAAUCAAUAAACUGUUGGAUGAGAAGAUCCUCUGACCGGCUUCUCUUCUCCUGGACUUUGCUGCUUCGAAGUUAAAACAUCCAACCUGGUCCAGUGAGAAUCAAGCAGCAACCCUUGUCUAAGAUGCUCCAGUUAUGUCCUCUUCAUCCUUCUGAUGCCGAUUCUGACCCGGACUUAGUGUGUUGACUCCCUGUGCACAGGCAUGAGGUCUCGAGUCUAAAUGAACUAUGUUUGCAAGCCCAAAGAAUAGUCAACUGUUCUAAGCAGGGAGCCUGCUUUGCUCACUACUGUGAGCCCAGUUCAUCUUAAAGUAGAAGGCAUCCUGGAUUAGGACACAGAAGACACCGGCUUAGAUAUCAGCCCUGCCACUAUGAACUCUUAUCUUCUGUGUUCUGUAGACGUGAUGCUUCCUGACUACCUCACAGGGCUGUUGUGGGGACUGAACGGGGCAGCUCACAUGCACCGUUUUGUGAAACCGAGACCAGUGACUGUAUAUAAUAAAUAGAUGGGGUAUUAACUAUUCAUAAUUGAUGUGUUUGCUUGUUGUCAGUUGUCAUGGCAUAUUUAAUAAUCACAGUACCAGAGAGGCUGGGGUAUGAGAACUAUGAUUUUUUUUUUGAUAGUCUGAACCACAGAAUAGGGUUGAGGUAAACCUGGCCUAUAUAGGAAACUCUGAGGAAAUGAAAAUGGAAAAGGGGGGAAAGGAGGGAAAAAAAUAGAAGAAAAGGAAAAGUUCUUUGCCACCUUUGAGAGAAAUGAGAGUCAAGGUGACGUUGUCCCUUUACUCUGCACGUGGACUGAGGACACCUGUCCAGGGCCACAGCGGUGACUCUCGGUUCAGGAAGAGCAGUGCUUUCGUUAUUUCCUGGUUUCGUCUCCAGCUACAUCUGUUCAAUAGCCAUUCCACUUCUCAGGCUGCGUGGACUCACUUCCUCACACGUCUCCUCCUUUCAUUUCAAAGUCUUACGUGAGAAAUGUUCUGUUUGGAUGAGUAGUUUUCUGUUUCCCUAAUGAGAUGAUGAGUUCUGUUUUGUGGGGUGUGAGGGUUCUGCACUAAAAUUUUAUUUAUAAUUGGGCUGUAAUAUUUCUAAGGCUCUGUUGUGGUGUAAAGCUUCAGUAGAUGUAUAUAUUGUAUUAUCAAAUCGGUGUAAUUAGCAUAUCUAUCAUAAAUAUUUAUUUUUCCUGGCAGGAUUAUUCGGAACCCCCUCCUCUAGCUAUUUAGUAAUAUGGAGCACAUUAUUAUUAGCUCUAACGACCCUAUUAUGAGACCGAACAGUAGAGUUUUCCUACGUAGAUGUAACUGUCAGCUUCUCACAUCUCUUUCCUUCUCCCCUUCUCACUCUGUAGUAACUGACGUUCUACUUUUCAUUUCUUAGAGAUCAACUUCUGAAGUAUCUCAUGUUUGUGAAUUACACAAUGUUUGUUCAAUGUCUGUCUCACUUCACUUCACAUAAAGUUUUGUGAUUGUAUCCAUAUUGCUGCAAAUGUCAGAAUUUUUUUUUACAAUAAAAAAAACAUUCUGUUCUGUUCAAA